This is a messenger RNA of Oreochromis niloticus (Nile tilapia), 3545 nucleotides long. It is a transcript of the gene pfkpb, whose product is annotated as phosphofructokinase, platelet b. Gene Ontology annotation, molecular function: AMP binding; identical protein binding; fructose-6-phosphate binding. The record is from RefSeq and is a predicted model, not a curated record. Gene Ontology annotation, cellular component: cytoplasm; membrane; 6-phosphofructokinase complex. Lineage: Eukaryota; Metazoa; Chordata; Actinopteri; Cichliformes; Cichlidae. The coding region runs from base 130 to 2538 and encodes 802 amino acids. Gene Ontology annotation, biological process: fructose 1,6-bisphosphate metabolic process; canonical glycolysis; fructose 6-phosphate metabolic process. The transcript is spliced from 22 exons.
CGGCAACCACUGCAGUCCUCCUCCAGUAUUUCCCCUGUCACGGUUAUUGACAGUAUUACUGGUCGCUGCUUGUAGAAGAGUAAAUCUGACAUUUUUAUUUAACAGGUGACAGGGGCCCAGGAGACAGAGAUGGCUGGCGCAUCGGCACCGAAGCGACAGGACACCCGGAAAUUCUUUGAGAAUCUAUCCGGCGCUGGCAAAUCCAUAGCAGUGCUGACCAGCGGCGGAGAUGCCCAAGGUAUGAAUGCAGCUGUCCGGGCUGUCGUGCGGAUGGGCAUCUAUGUGGGAGCAAAGGUCUACUUCAUCCAUGAGGGUUACCAGGGGAUGGUGGACGGUGGAGACAACAUCAAAGAGGCGAAGUGGGAAAGCGUCUCCAGCAUGCUGCAAGUGGGUGGAACUGUCAUCGGGAGUGCCCGCUGCAAAGAUUUCCGCACCCAUGAGGGUCGCCUGAAAGCUGCACACAACCUUGUGCAGCGUGACAUCACCAACCUGUGUGUGAUUGGUGGAGACGGAAGCUUGACUGGAGCCAACCUGUUCAGGGAGGAGUGGAGCAGCCUGUUGGAGGAGCUCCUGCAGCAAGGUUUGAUCGAUGAGGAAGCGACCCAGAGAAACUCCGAGCUCCACAUCGUCGGUAUGGUUGGCUCCAUCGACAACGACUUCUGCGGCACUGACAUGACCAUCGGCACCGACUCGGCCCUGCAUCGGAUCAUUGAGGUGGUGGACGCCAUCAUGACCACUGCCCAGAGCCACCAGAGGACGUUUGUCCUGGAGGUCAUGGGCAGACACUGCGGAUAUCUGGCCCUGGUCAGCGCCCUGGCAUGUGGAGCAGACUGGGUUUUUAUCCCAGAAAUGCCUCCUGAAGAUGGAUGGGAAGACAACAUGUGUCAGAAACUGUCUGAGAUUCGAUCUCGAGGUUCCAGGUUGAACAUUAUCAUAGUUGCUGAAGGAGCAACUGACCGACAAGGACAACACAUUACCUCUGAUUUUGUAAAGGAUCUGGUAGUGCGCCGGCUGGGUUUCGACACCAGGGUUACUAUCUUGGGCCAUGUGCAGAGAGGUGGAACACCCUCAGCGUUUGACAGAAUCCUGGCAAGCCGCAUGGGCGUGGAGGCAGUGCUAGCAUUACUGGAGGCAUCUGCAAACACCCCGGCCUGCGUCGUGUCUCUGGUUGGCAACCAGGCUGUUCGACUGCCACUUAUGGAGUGUGUUCAGAUGACUCAAGAAGUACAGAAGGCCAUGGAUGAGAAGAAAUUUGAUGAGGCGGUCAGACUGCGUGGCAGGAGCUUCGAAAACAAUCUGAGCACUUACCGACUCCUCUCAUUUCGCAAGGCAGAUUCUGAACUUCCAAAUAGCUCCUUUAACGUGGCAGUAAUGAACGUCGGUGCUCCAGCAGCAGGUAUGAAUGCUGCUGUUCGUUCUGCUGUCAGAGUGGGAAUCACCGAAGGCCACAAAAUGUUUGCUGUAAACGAUGGCUUUGAGGGAUUCUACAAAGGACAGAUUAAGGAGAUCAAAUGGGGAGAUGUUGGUGGUUGGACUGGACAGGGUGGGUCACUGCUAGGGACAAAAAGAACUCUUCCAGGAAAACAUCUGGAUAAGAUUGCUGAGCAGAUGAGGAUUCAUAACAUCAAUGCUCUGCUUGUGGUCGGAGGGUUUGAGGCCUUUGAGUCCAUUCUGCAGCUGUAUGUGGCCCGGGCUGACUACGAGGAGUUUUGCAUCCCGAUGUGCAUAUUGCCUGCCACCAUUAGUAACAAUGUGCCUGGCACUGACCUCAGUCUUGGAGCUGAUACAUCCCUCAACGCCAUUGUGGAGACGUGUGACCGCAUCAAACAGUCAGCUAGUGGCACCAAGCGGCGAGUCUUCAUCAUUGAGACAAUGGGGGGCUACUGUGGCUACCUGGCCACCGUGGGUGGUCUGGCUGCAGGCGCCGACACCGUCUACAUCUACGAGGAGCCAUUUGACAUCCGUGACCUUCAGGCCAACGUGGAGCAUCUGACGGAGAAGAUGAAGACGAGCAUCCAGAGGGGGACUGGUGCUCAGCCUGUUGCCCUUGUGCUGUGUUUUAGAAAUGAGAACUGCAACGAGAACUUCACCACAGAUUUCAUCUACCAGCUUUACUCUGAGGAGGGGCGAGGAGUGUUCGACUGCAGGAAGAACAUCCUCGGUCAUAUGCAGCAGGGAGGAGCUCCAUCUCCCUUUGACAGAAACUUUGGUACCAAAAUUGCAGCCAAAGCCAUGCAGUGGAUCACCCGGACACUCAAGGAGUCCUACAAAGGAGGGAGAGUGUUUGCUAACUCGGAGGAGACCGCAUGCCUGCUGGGGAUGCGUCGCAGAACUCUGGUCUUUCAGCCUGUGGCGCAGCUCCGGGACGAGACAGACUUUGUUCACAGGAUCCCUAAGGAGCAGUGGUGGCUAAAGCUCCGUCCUCUAAUGAAAAUCCUGGCCAAGUAUAAGACAAGCUAUGACGUGUCCGACUCCGGGCAGCUGGAACACGUGACGCGGGUCCGACCCAAAGACAGCAACACCUCGACGGCCAUCUGAACCGCCUCACUUCCACACGCAGAGCUUCACUCCAACAGGACAACAGCUUCACAAAACAGUGACAGCUACUCACUCACUGACUGAUCAGCUGCUGACCGACUGCAAAUAUGUUAAGGUAGAUUAUAAAAGAUAGGUUAUUUUAAAAGAUCUAUUGAAUGGUAAAGUCACGGCACUUUUCAGAGGGGAUUCUAUAUUUUGGGUCAUUGGAUUUGAGAUUUUAUUAAGUAGUAUGAACUUCCUAGCAGCGCUAAUAUUUUAUUUUAUAGAUCCCUAAAAGUAUUAUAUAGGUAAACACACAUUAUAUAUAUGGACCCUGUUCAUUAUGUACUGUAUAAGUAAUUUAGAUUUUAUCCCCUACAGAGUAACUAUAUCUAAUUUUAUUACUUGAAGAUAUGUAGCUGAGCAAAUGUUGUGUAAACACAGCUUGGCUGAAAUCCGGCUUUUGUCACCUUUACCUUGUACUGCACUUUGAGCCCCAUAUUUAAUACGACCCCCUAAAGCUGCUUAUACAGAGAGAAUAUAUUUCACGAGGAUCACAUGCUUUCAGUGUUGCACCUCAAAGUGUUGACCAGGUUGAUUAUAAAAUGUUGAAACUUGAAGGAUGUUUUUCUUCUUGGGGUUUUGGGACAAGCUGGCUGUGUGUCCUGUCACCUGCUAAUUGUGUGUGUGUUGUGUUGUUGCCUUUGCUCUUUGUAUCCACCCUGGGCGUUGUGUCUGGCAUCUUGUAGUGGUUAUCUGUAAGUAGGGUCCAAUUGGCUGUUGCUGUAGCUCCUCAGUGAGACGGAGAGUGUCUGAGACUACACAACAUUUAUGUGCUGGCAGUGUGACGUGUUCUUUCACAGAGUAAUAAAGCAUUUAUUGUGUGGAAACUGUAACUGCUUUGUGUUAUUGUACCUCGCUUUUAUGUGGUUGGCUCUUUGUAUUUGUUUGAUGGGAGGAGCCAGAGAUGUUGAUUGCUGGAUUGAGUCAUAAAUUAAACUGUAAUGUUGUGCAUCUUCACACAGACA